AUGGGCUGGGUGCACCAUGCCUCGCCUGAAGUGGAGGCUGAGUCGGAAUACCGCCUGAUUUUAGGGGUAUGCCUGGGCUUGACCUUGUUGAUGGUUAUCACAGUCUGCCUGCGCUUAGCAAUUCGAUUUAAUGCCCGCCGAUUGGAAGCGUCCGACUUUGUGAUGCUGGUGACUAUGUGCCAGGCCUUCAGUAUCAUAUACAGCGCACUGUGCAUCGCUCAAAGCAGAUAUGGUCUUGGAUUGCCCUUGUCGCUGCGCCCCAAGGCAGACCUUCCAGACUACACAAAGCUCAAUUAUGCCGGUCGCCCAUUCUAUCAACUCGGAAUUGCUGGAUUUAAAGCUUCCCUUUGCCUCAACUAUCUGCGAUUGAUUUCCGGAACGUCCAAGAAUUACUACCGAAUCCUUAUAUGGGCCGUAAUAACCAUCUCGACACUUGGUCAUCUUGCGGGAACCUUGGUUCUGAUAUUCGACUGCCAGCCGGUUGAGCGCGCCUGGAAUCCGAAUAUCUCAGGAUCCUGUCUGCCAGCAGGGCCAACAUUUUAUGGCUUAGCCAUCUUCACCAUCAUCUGCGACAUCACCAUCAUUAUCCUUCCCAUUCCGUUAUUGCUCCAACUGAACAUCAAGACAGCACAAAAAGCAGGAGUGGUUUGUCUGUUUCUGUUGGGGCUGUUCACCACGAUCUGCUCGAUCCUCCGCCUCACACAAAUUCAUCGGGUGGCUUAUGGCGAUGGAAACUCGACCAUGUUGGUGCUGUGGGGCACAAUUGAGUUCAACGUCGGGAACAUUGUAACUUGUGUUCCCUUUCUCGCCCCUCUGCUGAAAGGUGCGGUGCGCGAUUUCCGAUCGUACAGUGGUCGAAAAGGGUACGAUAGCCGGAGUUAUGCUUUGCAGACCUGGUCCAAAGAUCCGCGCUCGCAGUUACGGUCGACAACUUCGGCGGCGCCGCAACCCAAACGCACGCCCAGCGAAGAGCUUAUCCUCGAAAGUGGGGGCAUCGACGAGGGAGGCAUUCAUAUGACGGUGGAGCUGCGUGUUUCGCUAGAGAAGAGGCCAACAACAGAGGCCAGAGAUGCUUACGCUUCUCAGGAUCAAACCAGAGCGGGAUCAUAUUGGGCCGAUGUAACAGAGACAAGCCAAUGGAGUCGAGCAGAACAGGCCAGACCAACCGCCCCCGACGGGAUCUUCCCGGCCAUGAAGCCCAGAUCCAUCCAGGAGGAAUCCUGUGCGUCCCGUGAAACCUUAAUGGUGGUCCACUCGGGAAGUCAUCCCCGGGCGGCCACCGAGCUGUGUUCCGCACACGCCAGCUGGCCUGUUGGGCUAGAGACCGGCGCUAAGGUCUCAAGCACGACGCCGUCCCCCACGCGAUGCCGGCCUAACAUUCUUAGUGCUUUUAAGGCUCUUUUAGGGCCGGCCUUGUUUCACCUCACGCAUUAG
Aspergillus piperis CBS 112811 is the source of this 1434-nucleotide messenger RNA. RefSeq lists its product as uncharacterized. Lineage: Eukaryota; Fungi; Ascomycota; Eurotiomycetes; Eurotiales; Aspergillaceae. The record is from RefSeq and is a predicted model, not a curated record. The coding region runs from base 1 to 1434 and encodes 477 amino acids. The transcript is spliced from 8 exons.